This is a messenger RNA of Salarias fasciatus (jewelled blenny), 1811 nucleotides long. RefSeq names its product MINDY lysine 48 deubiquitinase 3 (gene mindy3). Gene Ontology annotation, molecular function: calcium ion binding; K48-linked deubiquitinase activity; cysteine-type deubiquitinase activity. Lineage: Eukaryota; Metazoa; Chordata; Actinopteri; Blenniiformes; Blenniidae. The record is from RefSeq and is a predicted model, not a curated record. The transcript is spliced from 16 exons. Gene Ontology annotation, biological process: protein K48-linked deubiquitination. Bases 327 to 1703 code for a protein of 458 amino acids.
CGACAUUUUUUUGUAAAUAAACGAAUGACAGACUCGACUGACGGUUAAAUAUCUACCGAAACCAUCGAUAUUACGGCGUUCUGUGAGUCGAUUGUGUAUUAAGGCUGGUUUGGCGACGUUGAUGUCUUUCCUACGCGCCAGUUUGCUGCCAACCACUAGCGUCAGCCUGUUCUCUGCCAUACAGAUAGCUUGUGGCCAAUGCCGCGGGCUGCACCUGCCCACAGAAGUGGACUGUCAACAGAGAUCAGCGGAUACCUGCGUCCCCACGUGGCUGUUGGACUGAGGAGGAGGGGGGCUUGUUGGUUUCCCCAAAACUGAAUGCUAACAUGUCGGAGUUAAAUAAAGAGGUGCUUGAUUUGGUGUGGAGUAGACCCUCUGGUGGAGUCGUGUCAGCUUCCAUCUUCCGUAGAUGGACACAAGGGUUUGUCUUUAGUGAGAAUGAGCACACGGCGUUGGAGCAGUUCGAAGGAGGACCAUGUGCUGUCAUUGCUCCCGUUCAGGCUUUCCUUUUGAAGAACGUUCUCUUCAACCGUGAAAGCUCCAACUGGAGACAGAUGUCAGAGGAGGACCAGAAAGCAGCUCUGUGUUCAACCUUGAGUGAAAUCCUGGAGUCAGCCUGUUCCAGCCCCUCCACAGGGUUCUGCCUGGUAACCUGGGCCAAGGGACAGAGCCCACAUACGAGCACACAAACCAACACACAGACACAGUCGCCUCCACAAACACAGGACACGCCAAAGCCGGAGAGCAGCCAGCCAUCACAGGAACAGCAACCCACUGCGUUGGCUGUUGAAGACCUUGGCUUUGAGCGAUUUCACAGUGUUCUUCACAAGCGAACUGUCAUGUCAGUGUCUGAUCUCAGAGAAGAGGUGCUGUCUCUCUACCACACCUGGAGAGGGUGCUGUGGAGUCUUGCUUUUUCUUUACUCGGUCAUCCUCACGAAGGGCAUAGAGAAUAUAAAAAAUGAGAUUCAGGACACGAUGGAGCCUCUUAUAGAUCCAGUGCACGGCCAUGGAAGUCAGAGCCUGGUGAAUCUCCUUGUGACCGGCCAUGCUGUCUCUAAUGUAUGGGAUGGAGACAGAGAGUGUUCUGGCAUGAAGCUCCAUGGAAUUCAUAAACAAGCAUCUGUUGGCUUCCUCACGCUCAUGGAAUCACUCCGCUACUGCAAGGUCGGGACUUUCCUCAAGUCUCCAAAGUUCCCUAUUUGGAUCCUUGGCAGCGAAACUCACCUCUCUGUAUUUUUCACCAAGGAGAUGUCACUUGUGGGUCCAGAGUCUCCUUCAGAACAGGCCAGGAGGGUGUUCCAGUCAUUUGAUCCUGAAGAUAAUGGCUUCAUCCCAGAAUCUCUGCUGGAAGAUGUGAUGAAAGCUCUUGACCUUGUCUCGGAGCCGGAGUACGUCAGCCUGGUGAAGAGCAAGCUGGAUCCAGAGAGCCUGGGAAUCAUUCUCCUGGGCCCGUUCCUGCUGGAGUUCUUCCCCGACCAGGAUUCAGGAAUCCCAGACUCAUUUCCCGUCUACCACUACAAUGGGCUUAAACAGUCCAACCACAAGGAGAGGGUGGAGUACGUCGAGGGGACGGCUCUGGUGCUGGGUUUUGAGGACCCCAUGGUUCGCACGGACGACACGCCGGUGAAGCGCUGCCUACAGACCAAGUGGCCCUACAUCGAGCUGCUGUGGACCACCGACCGCUCCCCGUCGCUCAACUAGACACGCACACACACACACACACACACACGCCCCUUUACAGCAGGCUACAAAGACUGAGACACUAACGACACAUUCGAAUGAGAACAAGACAAAAAAAAAAAAAAAAAA